AUGCACCUGCAACUCGACAGGACGUUUGGAUCAUCAUCACUCCUACUGUUUGCAUGUUUCCUAGUAAUUUCCCUGUCGUAUCUAGGCUUCAACAGAAAACGAAGAGGGAUCAUUCUACUACGUCUACAGUUCUACAAACGACGGACCUCCGGUGCGAACACCCCGCCUCGAUCUAUUAGGCCUGAGAAAGCCUUCAGUACUCAAGAACUGUCGUAUAAAAACGUGUUCCCGCCACAGCGUCGGGAGACGUUAGGCCAGAUAGGAAACGAACUCCUCGUCAACUUGAAGAAGCCCAUCGCCGGGAUUGUCGCUCUGAAGGACGUCGCAUCGAACACGACAUGUGUUCCUCUCGAGACCUCUAUCUGGGACACGAACGAGGUCAUUUGCACACCGACAGGAUUCUCUUCCGACGAGAUCAAAGCCCUCGGUGACUUUCCAGACUAUGCUACGCUCAGCGGCGUCUCACUCCCGGCUCCGUACCCAGAGUUCGACAUCGACAAGGCACUUCCAAGACCUUAUCGCCCGUUUCGAUGGCCGUAUCAUCAAACUAUGUCCCUAAUGAAAAUGGAGAACAACUGGUGGAUCGAACUCGAACACGAAUACGCGUCCAAAAUAUCUCAGCGUCAGAAACUCGUCGCGGAGCACGGUAAGAACGUACUAGACUACCUCCCUGGCUCUGAACUCGCAUGCAAAGAGCUCAUGGAGAUGGUGUUACAAUUUCUAUGUGCGCGUUACCCGCACUACUUCAGUCUCGAUGUGCUAAACAUGACUUUUCACAACGACAUCCUUCGUACUAAGGCUGAUCUGAGAUCUGAGCACCCCUUGCAUGUCUUGUUGAACCACGUCCCGGAGGAUUUCGCUAUUACACUCCGAGAUCCCGAAACUGGUCACUACUAUUUCCGCGCUGGGGUCAUUUGCUCCAGUCUCGGCUGGAACGUAGCGAGUAAAAUCGGGCUUCGUCUGGAUGAAAUUCAUCAGCCGAUUCCGGAUUAUAAGGAGAAGAUGCAGUUUUCUAUGGAUCGGUACUUCGCUAGGAAACCCACGGACAGGCCGAUUCAACGGGGUUCUUGGGGCCUAGAAGUCGAUACUCCUCUCUACAUGCCUCCCGGCGACCCUCACGAAAUCUACCGCGAUAUCCAAGACCCCACAAUCACUCUCUCGCGCUGCCACCUUCGCGUGGACUGGCAGACCCUCCGCCGUCUCCCCCUAUCCGCAGGCAUAGUAUUCAAUUUCAAAGCAUUAUUUACCCCAAUUGAGGCGCUAAGAGACGAGCCGCGCGUGCCGCUGUUGCUCUUGAAGGUGCUAGAAGAGGGCAAAGAGAGCCUUAUGAAGUAUAAAAAUUCAUGGCAUGUCGAGCAUGUCGUGUGUCCGGCGCUAAGGGAGUGGAGCGCAGAACAGGCCAGGAAUGGCAAGAUUGAGCAAGGAUGGGAGGUGCAUACGUUGGAGGAGAGUCCGUGGUUCGAGGGGUGGAAGGAGAAAUGGAAGAGGCAGCAGGGGUUUUGA
Messenger RNA from Pseudovirgaria hyperparasitica, 1503 nucleotides. RefSeq lists its product as uncharacterized. The transcript has 3 exons. The record is from RefSeq and is a predicted model, not a curated record. Bases 1 to 1503 code for a protein of 500 amino acids. NCBI's taxonomy places the organism in Eukaryota, Fungi, Ascomycota, Dothideomycetes, Acrospermales, Acrospermaceae.